AUGUUCAGCCUCAUCACAAACUGCUGUAGCUGGGCUCGCAAGGUUCACGAGCCUCUCAGGAGCGUUACUCUGCUGAUCCUAGGAUUGGGCAACGCAGGGAAAACCACAAUCUUUAAAGGAAUUAGGAAAGAGUCCCCCUUUUGCACGACUCCCACUCUGGGAUUUGCCAGGAGUAAGCUUAUGCUGGACCGGUUUGAGGUGACACUCUUUGACUUGGGUGGAGGGGAGAAGUUCCGAACCUCCUGGAGGAACUUUUACGCGGAGACGCACGGUGUUGUCUUUGUCGUUGACUCUACGGAUGUCAAACGGACAGCGGAAGCCGGGAAUGUCCUCUCAGAGGUUCUGAAGCAUCCCAAGAUUUCGGGGAAGCCUGUGCUGGUGCUUGCGAACAAACAAGACAAGGCUGAGGCCCUGUCAGAGUCGGACAUCGUGGAGCAGAUAUCUCUGGGGAAACUGGCCAAUGAAAACAAAUCCAUGUGCCGCAUUGAGCCGUGUUCGGGGACUCUGGACUACGCUGAGAAGAAGCUGGACAGGACGGUGCUGCGGGGGCUGAGGUGGCUCCUUUGGACCAUCGCCAGGGAUUACGCCCAUCUGAGCACUCGCCUGAUCCAGGACAGCACGGGGGAGAAGGGUCGAGGACAGCAGCCGGAGAGAGUGGAGGGAGCGUCGCUAACAAAGAAAAUCCAGAGAGAGAGGUGA
Callorhinchus milii (elephant shark) is the source of this 699-nucleotide messenger RNA. Its product is annotated as ADP-ribosylation factor-like protein 13B. The coding region runs from base 1 to 699 and encodes 232 amino acids. The transcript has 5 exons. Gene Ontology annotation, cellular component: non-motile cilium; ciliary membrane. Lineage: Eukaryota; Metazoa; Chordata; Chondrichthyes; Chimaeriformes; Callorhinchidae. Gene Ontology annotation, biological process: receptor localization to non-motile cilium; non-motile cilium assembly. The record is from RefSeq and is a predicted model, not a curated record. Gene Ontology annotation, molecular function: GTPase activity; GTP binding.